Messenger RNA from Ostrea edulis (European flat oyster), 20110 nucleotides. Its product is annotated as pneumococcal serine-rich repeat protein-like. NCBI's taxonomy places the organism in Eukaryota, Metazoa, Mollusca, Bivalvia, Ostreida, Ostreidae. The record is from RefSeq and is a predicted model, not a curated record. The transcript is spliced from 9 exons. The coding region runs from base 467 to 19504 and encodes 6345 amino acids.
AUUUGUUUAAAAUUUCUGUAAAACGGGUAGUAAGGUUGAAUCGAGCAUUUAAAUCGAUUAUCCGCGGAAUGAUUCGAUUGGACUAGGCUUUACGCUCAAAUUAGAGAAAGCGAAGGCUAUUUUUCAAGUUGUGUCUGAAAAAUAAUUAAUAUAUCCAGUAGAAUUAUCAUAUAUGUGAGAACAGUAGGCAUUGGACGAGGAUUUUGUUCAGAAAAAUAGACAUAGGAGGUAAAAGUCAUAAGAAGUGCUAAAAUAAUUUUCAUUGGAAUAUAGCGAAAAGAGAAUAAUUUUACUGGAGUAAUUUGUGCAGUUUUUCGUUAUUAGUUGGAUUUAUCAAACUCUGUCAGAAUCUAAUGAUGCAGACAGACAGAUGAAACAUUUCGUCUUCAAUGGAAGAGCACAACAAACAGUCUGAGAACAUAAUACAGCUACCUUUGAAAACUCCGGUGAAAACUUAGAUUGACUUAUGAACUGUCAGCCAAAAUCAAAACCAUGGAAACAAACUACCUCAAAAAUACUGCUCUUCUUACUGCUCAUUAUAAGGGUAAAAAGUUCAAGCACAACGUUAUCCACAACAACUGCAGACGACAGCACCGUGAUGGACGCCACUGUGUCUACCCCACAGACUGUGUUCACUUCCACAAGCGCUAACGAUUCUACUUCGUCUGAAGUGGGUAGCACAAUUUCAGAAACAGGUGCAACAACAACGACAGCUAAUGCUAGCACAACGGUGUCUGAAUCUACAAGCGCAGUUGAAAGUACAACUGAAAGCACCACAACUGAAGGCAGUACAUUUACAUCUGCAGAUACAUCAACAUCUACAACUUUAGAAAUAACUACAUCAACACCAGAAAACACGGAAUCUUCGACAGAAGGAAGCACAACAAUGGAAAUCACCUCCACAAGUACACAGGCAAGCUCUACAACAGAAUCAGGCGUAUCAUCAACUACUACUGAUGGUAGCACAACAACUGCAAAAUCUACAAGCGCCGUUGAGACUACGACUGAAGCCUUCACAGGUGAAGCCAGUACAUCUACAUCCGGAGCGACACCAACAUCCACAAUUCCAGAAACAACUACUACAACAGCAGAAACUACAAUGUCUUCGACAAUGGGUAGUACCAUUUCAGAAACAAGUGCAGCAACAACAACAACAACUGAACCUAGCACAACGACGACUGAAUCUACAAGUGCAGUUGAAAGUACAACUGAAAGCACCACAACUGAAGCCAGUACAUCUACAUCUGCAGAGACAUCAACAUCUACAACUUUAGAAAUAACUACAUCAACACCAGACAACACAGAAUCUUCGACAGAAGGAAGCACAACAAUGGAAAUGACCUCCACAAGUACACAGGCAAGCUCUACGACAGAACCAGACGCAUCCUCGACUACUACUGAUGGUAGCACAACAACUGCACAAUCUACAAGCGCAACUGAGACUACGACUGAAGCCUUCACAACUGAAGCCGUCGCAACUGAAGCCAGUACAUCUACAUCCGCAGCGACACCAUCAUCCACAAUUCCAGAAACAACUACUACAACAGGAGAAACUACAAUGUCUUCGACAAUGGGUAGUACAAUUUCAGAAACAAGUGCAGCAACAACAACAACAACUGAACCUAGCACAACGAUGACUGAAUCUACAAGUGCAGUUGAAAGUACAAUUGAAAGCACCACAACUGAAGCCAGUACAUCUACGUCCUCAGUAACAUUAACAUCAACAAGUGCAGAAAUAACUACCAUAACACUAGACGCCACGGAACCGUCAAUAGUCGGCAGCACAACUGCAGAAAUAACUUCCACCAGUACUGAGACCAUUUCCACAACAGAGGCAAGUGCAACAACAACUACUAUUGAUGCUAGCACAACCACUGCACAAUCUACAAGCGCCGUUGAGACUACGACUGAAGCCGUCACAGGUGAAGCCAGUACAUCUACAUCCGCAGUGACACCAACAUCUACAAUUCCAACUAGAACAACAGUAGAAACCAUGGGGUCGUCGACAGUGAGUAGCACAGCUGCUGCAGAAAUCACCUCCAGUAGUGCACAGUCUAUCUCCACAACAGAAACAGGUGCAACAACAACUACAACUUAUGCUAGCACAACCUUGGCUGAAUCUACAAGCGCAUCUGAAACUACCACUGAAGGCAUCACACCUGAAGCCAGCACAUCUACAUCCACAGGCACGCCAACAUCAACAACUGCAGAGAUUGCUAGCAUAACAGUAGAAACUACUGAAUCGUCGACAGCCGGUGAUGGUAGCACAACAACUGCACAAUCUACAAGCGCAACUGAGACUACGACUGAAGCCUUCACAACUGAAGCCGUCACAACUGAAGCCAGUACAUCUACAUCCGCAGCGACACCAACAUCCACAAUUCCAGAAACAACUACUACAACAGCAGAAACUACAAUGUCUUCGACAAUGGAUAGUACAAUUUCAGAAACAAGUGCAGCAACAAUUGAACCUAGCACAACGGCAACUGAAUCUACAAGUGCAGUUGAAAGUACAACUGAAAGCACCACAACUGAAGCCAGUACAUCUACAUCUGCAGAGACAUCAACAUCUACAACUUUAGAAAUAACUACAUCAACACCAGACAACACGGAAUCUUCGACAGAAGGAAGCACAACAAUACAAAUCAACUCUACAAGUACACAGGCAAGCUCUACAACAGAAUCAGGCGCAUCAUCGACUACUACUGAUGGUAGCACAACAACUGCACAAUCUACAAUCGCAACUGAGACUACGACUGAAGCCUUCACAACUGAAGCCGUCGCAACUGAAGCCAGUACAUCUACAUCCGCAGCGACACCAUCAUCCACAAUUCCAGAAACAACUACUACAACAGGAGAAAAUACAAUGUCUUCGACAAUGGGUAGUACAAUUUCAGAAACAAGUGCAGCAACAACAACAACAACUGAACCUAGCACAACGAUGACUGAAUCUACAAGUGCAGUUGAAAGUACAAUUGAAAGCACCACAACUGAAGUCAGUACAUCUACGUCAUCAGUAACAUUAACAUCAACAAGUGCAGAAAUAACUACCAUAACACUAGACGCCACGGAACCGUCAAUAGUCGGCAGCACAACUGCAGAAAUAACUUCCACCAGUACUGAGACCAUUUCCACAACAGAGGCAAGUGCAACAACAACUACUAUUGAUGCUAGCACAACCACUGCACAAUCUACAAGCGCCGUUGAGACUACGACUGAAGCCGUCACAGGUGAAGCCAGUACAUCUACAUCCGCAGUGACACCAACAUCUACAAUUCCAACUAGCACAACAGUAGAAACCAUGGGGUCGUCGACAGUGAGUAGCACAGCUGCUGCAGAAAUCACCUCCAGUAGUGCACAGUCUAUCUCCACAACAGAAACAGGUGCAACAACAACUACAACUGAUGCUAGCACAACCUUGGCUGAAUCUACAAGCGCAUCUGAAACUACCACUGAAGGCAUCACACCUGAAGCCAGCACAUCUACAUCCACAGGCACGCCAACAUCAACAACUGCAGAGAUUGCUAGCAUAACAGUAGAAACUACUGAAUCGUCGACAGCCGGUGAUGGUAGCACAACAACUGCACAAUCUACAAGCGCAACUGAGACUACGACUGAAGCCUUCACAACUGAAGCCGUCACAACUGAAGCCAGUACAUCUACAUCCGCAGCGACACCAACAUCCACAAUUCCAGAAACAACUACUACAACAGCAGAAACUACAAUGUCUUCGACAAUGGAUAGUACAAUUUCAGAAACAAGUGCAGCAACAAUUGAACCUAGCACAACGGCAACUGAAUCUACAAGUGCAGUUGAAAGUACAACUGAAAGCACCACAACUGAAGCCAGUACAUCUGCAUCUGCAGAGACAUCAACAUCUACAACUUUAGAAAUAACUACAUCAACACCAGACAACACGGAAUCUUCGACAGAAGGAAGCACAACAAUACAAAUCAACUCUACAAGUACACAGGCAAGCUCUACAACAGAAUCAGGCGCAUCAUCGACUACUACUGAUGGUAGCACAACAACUGCACAAUCUACAAGCGCAACUGAGACUACGACUGAAGCCUUCACAACUGAAGCCGUUGCAACUGAAGCCAGUACAUCUACAUCCGCAGCAACACCAUCCUCCACAAUUCCAGAAACAACUACUACAACAGCAGAAACUACAAUGUCUUCCACAAUGGAUAGUACAAUUUCAGAAACAAGUGCAGCAACAACUGAACCUAGCACAACGGCAACUGAAUCUACAAGUGCAGUUGAAAGUACAACUGAAAGCACCACAACUGAAGCCAGUACAUCUGCAUCUGCAGAGACAUCAACAUCUACAACUAUAGAAAUAACUACAUCAACACCAGACAACACGGAAUCUUCGACAGAAGGAAGCACAACAAUACAAAUCAACUCUACAAGUACACAGGCAAGCUCUACAACAGAAUCAGGCGCAUCAUCGACUACUACUGAUGGUAGCACAACAACUGCACAAUCUACAAGCGCAACUGAGACUACGACUGAAGCCUUCACAACUGAAGCCGUUGCAACUGAAGCCAGUACAUCUACAUCCGCAGCGACACCAUCAUCCACAAUUCCAGAAACAACUACUACAACAGCAGAAACUACAAUGUCUUCCACAAUGGAUAGUACAAUUUCAGAAACAAGUGCAGCAACAACUGAACCUAGCACAACGGCAACUGAAUCUACAAGUGCAGUUGAAAGUACAACUGAAAGCACCACAACUGAAGCCAGUACAUCUACAUCUGCAGAGACAUCAACAUCUACAACUUUAGAAAUAACUACAUCAACACCAGACAACACCGAAUCUUCGACAGAAGGAAGCACAACAAUGGAAAUGACCUCCACAAAUACACAGGCAAGCUCUACGACAGAAUCAGGCGCAUCCUCGACUACUACUGAUGGUAGCACAACAACUGCACAAUCUACAAGCGCAACUGAGACUACGACUGAAGCCUUCACAACUGAAGCCGUCGCAACUGAAGCCAGUACAUCUACAUCCGCAACGACACCAUCAUCCACAAUUCCAGAAACAACUACUACAACAGGAGAAACUACAAUGUCUUCGACAAUGGGUAGUACCAUUCCAGAAACAAGUGCAACAACAACAACAACAACUGAACCUAGCACAACGGCGACUGAAUCUACAAGCGCAGUUGAAAGUACAAUUGAAAGCACCACAACUGAAGCCAGUACAUCUACGUCCUCAGUAACAUUAACAUCAACAAGUGCAGAAAUAACUACCACAACACUAGACGCCACGGAACCGUCAAUAGUCGGCAGCACAACUGCAGAAAUAACUUCCACCAGUACUGAGACCAUUUCCACAACAGAGGCAAGUGCAACAACAACUACUAUUGAUGCUAGCACAACCACUGCACAAUCUACAAGCGCCGUUGAGACUACGACUGAAGCCGUCACAGGUGAAGCCAGUGCAUCUACAUCCGCAGUGACACCAACAUCUACAAUUCCAACUAGCACAACAGUAGAAACCAUGGGGUCGUCGACAGUGAGUAGCACAGCUGCUGCAGAAAUCACUUCCAGUAGUGCACAGUCUAUCUCCACAACAGAAACAGGUGCAACAACAACCACAACUAAUGCUAGCACAACCUUGGCUGAAUCUACAAGCGCAUCUGAAACUACCACUGAAGGCAUCACACCUGAAGCCAGCACAUCUACAUCCGCAGGCACGCCAACAUCAACAACUGCAGAGAUUGCUAGCAUAACAGUAGAAACUACGGAAUCGUCGACAGCCGGCAUCACAACUGCUGAUCCCACGUCCACGAGUUCACAGGCUAGCACAACAACACAGGCAGGCACAACAACAACCAGUACUGACGCUAGCACCUCAGCUGCAGAUACUUCAAGCACAGCAGAGACUACAUCAGAAUCAAUCACAUCUGAACCCACUACAUCUACUUCUGGAUCCACUACUGCAUCAACAAUUGUUGAUACUACCAGUUCUUCUGAAGGGACAACACCUGCGAGUUCUACCAUCAGCAUAACAGUAGCAGAAACUACAAGUACAUCUGAAACAACAACUGAAGCCAUCCCAACUGAGCCCAGUGCAACUACAACAGGGACAAGCAGUACAUCUACAAUUGCAGAUAUAACUAGCACAACAUUACACACCACGGAGUCGUCGUCAGUCGGAAGCACAACAGUACAACCGACUUCAACGAGUACACUGGUUAGCACAACAACAGAGCAAGGCACAACAAGUACUGUUGACUCAAGCACAACAGUUGCAGAACCCACAAUCACAGUUGAAACCACAACCGAAACCUUCACAACUGAAGCCAGUACAUCUACAUCCACAGAGACACCAACAUCUACAACUUUAGAAAUAACUACAUCAACACCAGACAACACGGAAUCUUCGACAGAAGGAAGCACAACAAUCGAAAUCACCUCCACAAGUACACAGGCAAGCUCUACAACAGAAUCAGGCGCAUCAUCAACUACUAGUGAUGGUAGCACAACAACUGCACAAUCUACAAGCACAACUGAGAGUAUGACUGAAGCCGUCACAACUGAAGCCAGUACAUCUACAUCCGCAGCGACACCAUCCUCCACAAUUCCAGAAACAACUACUACAACAGCAGAAACUACAAUGUCUUCGACAAUGGAUAGUACAAUUUCAGAAACAAGUGCAGCAACAACUGAACCUAGCACAACGGCAACUGAAUCUACAAGUGCAGUUGAAAGUACAACUGAAAGCACCACAACUGAAGCCAGUACAUCUGCAUCUGCAGAGACAUCAACAUCUACAACUUUAGAAAUAACUACAUCAACACCAGACAACACGGAAUCUUCGACAGAAGGAAGCACAACAAUACAAAUCAACUCUACAAGUACACAGGCAAGCUCUACAACAGAAUCAGGCGCAUCAUCGACUACUACUGAUGGUAGCACAACAACUGCACAAUCUACAAGCGCAACUGAGACUACGACUGAAGCCUUCACAACUGAAGCCGUUGCAACUGAAGCCAGUACAUCUACAUCCGCAGCGACACCAUCAUCCACAAUUCCAGAAACAACUACUACAACAGCAGAAACUACAAUGUCUUCCACAAUGGAUAGUACAAUUUCAGAAACAAGUGCGGCAACAACAACAACAACAACUGAACCUAGCACAACGACGACUGAAUCUACAAGUGCAGUUGAAAGUACAACUGAAAGCACCACAACUGAAGCCAGUACAUCUACAUCUGCAGAGACAUCAACACCUACAACUUUAGAAAUAACUACAUCAACACCAGACAACACCGAAUCUUCGACAGAAGGAAGCACAACAAUGGAAAUGACCUCCACAAAUACACAGGCAAGCUCUACGACAGAAUCAGGCGCAUCCUCGACUACUACUGAUGGUAGCACAACAACUGCACAAUCUACAAGCGCAACUGAGACUACGACUGAAGCCUUCACAACUGAAGCCGUCGCAACUGAAGCCAGUACAUCUACAUCCGCAGCGACACCAUCAUCCACAAUUCCAGAAACAACUACUACAACAGGAGAAACUACAAUGUCUUCGACAAUGGGUAGUACCAUUUCAGAAACAAGUGCAGCAACAACAACAACUGAACCUAGCACAACGGCGACUGAAUCUACAAGCGCAGUUGAAAGUACAAUUGAAAGCACCACAACUGAAGCCAGUACAUCUACGUCCUCAGUAACAUUAACAUCAACAAGUGCAGAAAUAACUACCACAACACUAGACGCCACGGAACCGUCAAUAGUCGGCAGCACAACUGCAGAAAUAACUUCCACCAGUACUGAGACCAUUUCCACAACAGAGGCAAGUGCAACAACAACUACUAUUGAUGCUAGCACAACCACUGCACAAUCUACAAGCGCCGUUGAGACUACGACUGAAGCCGUCACAGGUGAAGCCAGUGCAUCUACAUCCGCAGUGACACCAACAUCUACAAUUCCAACUAGCACAACAGUAGAAACCAUGGGGUCGUCGACAGUGAGUAGCACAGCUGCUGCAGAAAUCACUUCCAGUAGUGCACAGUCUAUCUCCACAACAGAAACAGGUGCAACAACAACCACAACUGAUGCUAGCACAACCUUGGCUGAAUCUACAAGCGCAUCUGAAACUACCACUGAAGGCAUCACACCUGAAGCCAGCACAUCUACAUCCGCAGGCACGCCAACAUCAACAACUGCAGAGAUUGCUAGCAUAACAGUAGAAACUACGGAAUCGUCGACAGCCGGCAUCACAACUGCUGAUCCCACGUCCACGAGUUCACAGGCUAGCACAACAACACAGGCAGGCACAACAACAACCAGUACUGACGCUAGCACCUCAGCUGCAGAUACUUCAAGCACAGCAGAGACUACAUCAGAAUCAAUCACAUCUGAACCCACUACAUCUACUUCUGGAUCCACUACUGCAUCAACAAUUGUUGAUACUACCAGUUCUUCUGAAGGGACAACACCUGCGAGUUCUACCAUCAGCAUAACAGUAGCAGAAACUACAAGUACAUCUGAAACAACAACUGAAGCCAUCCCAACUGAGCCCAGUGCAACUACAACAGGGACAAGCAGUACAUCUACAAUUGCAGAUAUAACUAGCACAACAUUACACACCACGGAGUCGUCGUCAGUCGGAAGCACAACAGUACAACCGACUUCAACGAGUACACUGGUUAGCACAACAACAGAGCAAGGCACAACAAGUACUGUUGACUCAAGCACAACAGUUGCAGAACCCACAAUCACAGUUGAAACCACAACCGAAACCUUCACAACUGAAGCCAGUACAUCUACAUCCACAGAGACACCAACAUCUACAACUUUAGAAAUAACUACAUCAACACCAGACAACACGGAAUCUUCGACAGAAGGAAGCACAACAAUCGAAAUCACCUCCACAAGUACACAGGCAAGCUCUACAACAGAAUCAAGCGCAUCAUCAACUACUAGUGAUGGUAGCACAACAACUGCACAAUCUACAAGCGCAACUGAGAGUAUGACUGAAGCCGUCACAACUGAAGCCAGUACAUCUACAUCCGCAGCGACACCAUCCUCCACAAUUCCAGAAACAACUACUACAACAGCAGAAACUACAAUGUCUUCGACAAUGGGUAGUACCAUUUCAGAAACAAGUGCAGCAACAACAACAACUGAACCUAGCACAACGGCGACUGAAUCUACAAGCGCAGUUGAAAGUACAAUUGAAAGCACCACAACUGAAGCCAGUACAUCUACGUCCUCAGUAACAUUAACAUCAACAAGUGCAGAAAUAACUACCACAACACUAGACGCCACGGAACCGUCAAUAGUCGGCAGCACAACUGCAGAAAUAACUUCCACCAGUACUGAGACCAUUUCCACAACAGAGGCAAGUGCAACAACAACUACUAUUGAUGCUAGCACAACCACUGCACAAUCUACAAGCGCCGUUGAGACUACGACUGAAGCCGUCACAGGUGAAGCCAGUGCAUCUACAUCCGCAGUGACACCAACAUCUACAAUUCCAACUAGCACAACAGUAGAAACCAUGGGGUCGUCGACAGUGAGUAGCACAGCUGCUGCAGAAAUCACUUCCAGUAGUGCACAGUCUAUCUCCACAACAGAAACAGGUGCAACAACAGCCACAACUGAUGCUAGCACAACCUUGGCUGAAUCUACAAGCGCAUCUGAAACUACCACUGAAGGCAUCACACCUGAAGCCAGCACAUCUACAUCCGCAGGCACGCCAACAUCAACAACUGCAGAGAUUGCUAGCAUAACAGUAGAAACUACGGAAUCGUCGACAGCCGGCAUCACAACUGCUGAUCCCACGUCCACGAGUUCACAGGCUAGCACAACAACACAGGCAGGCACAACAACAACCAGUACUGACGCUAGCACCUCAGCUGCAGAUACUUCAAGCACAGCAGAGACUACAUCAGAAUCAAUCACAUCUGAACCCACUACAUCUACUUCUGGAUCCACUACUGCAUCAACAAUUGUUGAUACUACCAGUUCUUCUGAAGGGACAACACCUGCGAGUUCUACCAUCAGCAUAACAGUAGCAGAAACUACAAGUACAUCUGAAACAACAACUGAAGCCAUCCCAACUGAGCCCAGUGCAACUACAACAGGGACAAGCAGUACAUCUACAAUUGCAGAUAUAACUAGCACAACAUUACACACCACGGAGUCGUCGUCAGUCGGAAGCACAACAGUACAACCGACUUCAACGAGUACACUGGUUAGCACAACAACAGAGCAAGGCACAACAAGUACUGUUGACUCAAGCACAACAGUUGCAGAACCCACAAUCACAGUUGAAACCACAACCGAAACCUUCACAACUGAAGCCAGUACAUCUACAUCCACAGAGACACCAACAUCUACAACUUUAGAAAUAAUUACAUCAACACCAGACAACACGGAAUCUUCGAUAGAAGGAAGCACAACAAUCGAAAUCACCUCCACAAGUACACAGGCAAGCUCUACAACAGAACCAGGCGCAUCAUCAACUACUAGUGAUGGUACCACAACAAUUGCACAAUCUACAAGCGCAACUGAGAGUAUGACUGAAGCCGUCACAACUGAAGCCAGUACAUCUACAUCCGCAGCGACACCAUCCUCCACAAUUCCAGAAACAACUACUACAACAGCAGAAACUACAAUGUCUUCGACAAUGGAUAGUACAAUUUCAGAAACAAGUGCAGCAACAACUGAACCUAGCACAACGGCAACUGAAUCUACAAGUGCAGUUGAAAGUACAACUGAAAGCACCACAACUGAAGCCAGUACAUCUACAUCUGCAGGGACAUCAACAUCUACAACUUUAGAAAUAACUACAUUAACACCAGACAACACGGAAUCUUCGACAGAAGGAAGCACAACAAUACAAAUCAACUCUACAAGUACACAGGCAAGCUCUACAACAGAAUCAGGCGCAUCAUCGACUACUACCGAUGGUAGCACAACAACUGCACAAUCUACAAGCGCAACUGAGACUACGACUGGAGCCUUCACAACUGAAGCCGUUGCAACUGAAGCCAGUACAUCUACAUCCGCAGCGACACCAUCAUCCACAAUUCCAGAAACAACUACUACAACAGGAGAAACUACAAUGUCUUCGACAAUGGGUAGUACAAUUUCAGAAACAAGUGCAGCAACAACAACAACAACAACUGAACCUAGCACAACGACGACUGAAUCUACAAGUGCAGUUGAAAGUACAACUGAAAGCACCACAACUGAAGCCAGUACAUCUACAUCUGCAGAGACAUCAACACCUACAACUUUAGAAAUAACUACAUCAACACCAGACAACACCGAAUCUUCGACAGAAGGAAGCACAACAAUGGAAAUGACCUCCACAAAUACACAGGCAAGCUCUACGACAGAAUCAGGCGCAUCCUCGACUACUACUGAUGGUAGCACAACAACUGCACAAUCUACAAGCGCAACUGAGACUACGACUGAAGCCUUCACAACUGAAGCCGUCGCAACUGAAGCCAGUACAUCUACAUCCGCAGCGACACCAUCAUCCACAAUUCCAGAAACAACUACUACAACAGGAGAAACUACAAUGUCUUCGACAAUGGGUAGUACCAUUUCAGAAACAAGUGCAGCAACAACAACAACUGAACCUAGCACAACGGCGACUGAAUCUACAAGCGCAGUUGAAAGUACAAUUGAAAGCACCACAACUGAAGCCAGUACAUCUACGUCCUCAGUAACAUUAACAUCAACAAGUGCAGAAAUAACUACCACAACACUAGACGCCACGGAACCGUUAAUAGUCGGCAGCACAACUGCAGAAAUAACUUCCACCAGUACUGAGACCAUUUCCACAACAGAGGCAAGUGCAACAACAACUACUAUUGAUGCUAGCACAACCACUGCACAAUCUACAAGCGCCGUUGAGACUACGACUGAAGCCGUCACAGGUGAAGCCAGUGCAUCUACAUCCGCAGUGACACCAACAUCUACAAUUCCAACUAGCACAACAGUAGAAACCAUGGGGUCGUCGACAGUGAGUAGCACAGCUGCUGCAGAAAUCACUUCCAGUAUUGCACAGUCUAUCUCCACAACAGAAACAGGUGCAACAACAGCCACAACUGAUGCUAGCACAACCUUGGCUGAAUCUACAAGCGCAUCUGAAACUACCACUGAAGGCAUCACACCUGAAGCCAGCACAUCUACAUCCGCAGGCACGCCAACAUCAACAACUGCAGAGAUUGCUAGCAUAACAGUAGAAACUACGGAAUCGUCGACAGCCGGCAUCACAACUGCUGAUCCCACGUCCACGAGUUCACAGGCUAGCACAACAACACAGGCAGGCACAACAACAACCAGUACUGACGCUAGCACCUCAGCUGCAGAUACUUCAAGCACAGCAGAGACUACAUCAGAAUCAAUCACAUCUGAACCCACUACAUCUACUUCUGGAUCCACUACUGCAUCAACAAUUGUUGAUACUACCAGUUCUUCUGAAGCAUACAUUUACAUAGGGACAACACCUGCGAGUUCUACCAUCAGCAUAACAGUAGCAGAAACUACAAGUACAUCUGAAACAACAACUGAAGCCAUCCCAACUGAGCCCAGUGCAACUACAACAGGGACAAGCAGUACAUCUACAAUUGCAGAUAUAACUAGCACAACAUUACACACCACGGAGUCGUCGUCAGUCGGAAGCACAACAGUACAACCGACUUCAACGAGUACACUGGUUAGCACAACAACAGAGCAAGGCACAACAAGUACUGUUGACUCAAGCACAACAGUUGCAGAACCCACAAUCACAGUUGAAACCACAACCGAAACCUUCACAACUGAAGCCAGUACAUCUACAUCCACAGAGACACCAACAUCUACAACUUUAGAAAUAAUUACAUCAACACCAGACAACACGGAAUCUUCGACAGAAGGAAGCACAACAAUCGAAAUCACCUCCACAAGUACACAGGCAAGCUCUACAACAGAAUCAGGCGCAUCAUCAACUACUAGUGAUGGUACCACAACAAUUGCACAAUCUACAAGCGCAACUGAGAGUAUGACUGAAGCCGUCACAACUGAAGCCAGUACAUCUACAUCCGCAGCGACACCAUCCUCCACAAUUCCAGAAACAACUACUACAACAGCAGAAACUACAAUGUCUUCGACAAUGGAUAGUACAAUUUCAGAAACAAGUGCAGCAACAACUGAACCUAGCACAACGGCAACUGAAUCUACAAGUGCAGUUGAAAGUACAACUGAAAGCACCACAACUGAAGCCAGUACAUCUACAUCUGCAGGGACAUCAACAUCUACAACUUUAGAAAUAACUACAUUAACACCAGACAACACGGAAUCUUCGACAGAAGGAAGCACAACAAUACAAAUCAACUCUACAAGUACACAGGCAAGCUCUACAACAGAAUCAGGCGCAUCAUCGACUACUACUGAUGGUAGCACAACAACUGCACAAUCUACAAGCGCAACUGAGACUACGACUGAAGCCUUCACAACUGAAGCCGUUGCAACUGAAGCCAGUACAUCUACAUCCGCAGCGACACCAUCAUCCACAAUUCCAGAAACAACUACUACAACAGGAGAAACUACAAUGUCUUCGACAAUGGGUAGUACAAUUUCAGAAACAAGUGCAGCAACAACAACAACAACAACUGAACCUAGCACAACGACGACUGAAUCUACAAGUGCAGUUGAAAGUACAACUGAAAGCACCACAACUGAAGCCAGUACAUCUACAUCUGCAGAGACAUCAACACCUACAACUUUAGAAAUAACUACAUCAACACCAGACAACACCGAAUCUUCGACAGAAGGAAGCACAACAAUGGAAAUGACCUCCACAAAUACACAGGCAAGCUCUACGACAGAAUCAGGCGCAUCCUCGACUACUACUGAUGGUAGCACAACAACUGCACAAUCUACAAGCGCAACUGAGACUACGACUGAAGCCUUCACAACUGAAGCCGUCGCAACUGAAGCCAGUACAUCUACAUCCGCAGCGACACCAUCAUCCACAAUUCCAGAAACAACUACUACAACAGGAGAAACUACAAUGUCUUCGACAAUGGGUAGUACCAUUUCAGAAACAAGUGCAGCAACAACAACAACUGAACCUAGCACAACGGCGACUGAAUCUACAAGCGCAGUUGAAAGUACAAUUGAAAGCACCACAACUGAAGCCAGUACAUCUACGUCCUCAGUAACAUUAACAUCAACAAGUGCAGAAAUAACUACCACAACACUAGACGCCACGGAACCGUUAAUAGUCGGCAGCACAACUGCAGAAAUAACUUCCACCAGUACUGAGACCAUUUCCACAACAGAGGCAAGUGCAACAACAACUACUAUUGAUGCUAGCACAACCACUGCACAAUCUACAAGCGCCGUUGAGACUACGACUGAAGCCGUCACAGGUGAAGCCAGUGCAUCUACAUCCGCAGUGACACCAACAUCUACAAUUCCAACUAGCACAACAGUAGAAACCAUGGGGUCGUCGACAGUGAGUAGCACAGCUGCUGCAGAAAUCACUUCCAGUAGUGCACAGUCUAUCUCCACAACAGAAACAGGUGCAACAACAGCCACAACUGAUGCUAGCACAACCUUGGCUGAAUCUACAAGCGCAUCUGAAACUACCACUGAAGGCAUCACACCUGAAGCCAGCACAUCUACAUCCGCAGGCACGCCAACAUCAACAACUGCAGAGAUUGCUAGCAUAACAGUAGAAACUACGGAAUCGUCGACAGCCGGCAUCACAACUGCUGAUCCCACGUCCACGAGUUCACAGGCUAGCACAACAACACAGGCAGGCACAACAACAACCAGUACUGACGCUAGCACCUCAGCUGCAGAUACUUCAAGCACAGCAGAGACUACAUCAGAAUCAAUCACAUCUGAACCCACUACAUCUACUUCUGGAUCCACUACUGCAUCAACAAUUGUUGAUACUACCAGUUCUUCUGAAGGGACAACACCUGCGAGUUCUACCAUCAGCAUAACAGUAGCAGAAACUACAAGUACAUCUGAAACAACAACUGAAGCCAUCCCAACUGAGCCCAGUGCAACUACAACAGGGACAAGCAGUACAUCUACAAUUGCAGAUAUAACUAGCACAACAUUACACACCACGGAGUCGUCGUCAGUCGGAAGCACAACAGUACAACCGACUUCAACGAGUACACUGGUUAGCACAACAACAGAGCAAGGCACAACAAGUACUGUUGACUCAAGCACAACAGUUGCAGAACCCACAAUCACAGUUGAAACCACAACCGAAACCUUCACAACUGAAGCCAGUACAUCUACAUCCACAGAGACACCAACAUCUACAACUUUAGAAAUAACUACAUCAACACCAGACAACACGGAAUCUUCGACAGAAGGAAGCACAACAAUCGAAAUCACCUCCACAAGUACACAGGCAAGCUCUACAACAGAAUCAGGCGCAUCAUCAACUACUAGUGAUGGUAGCACAACAACUGCACAAUCUACAAGCACAACUGAGAGUAUGACUGAAGCCGUCACAACUGAAGCCAGUACAUCUACAUCCGCAGCGACACCAUCCUCCACAAUUCCAGAAACAACUACUACAACAGCAGAAACUACAAUGUCUUCGACAAUGGAUAGUACAAUUUCAGAAACAAGUGCAGCAACAACUGAACCUAGCACAACGGCAACUGAAUCUACAAGUGCAGUUGAAAGUACAACUGAAAGCACCACAACUGAAGCCAGUACAUCUACAUCUGCAGGGACAUCAACAUCUACAACUUUAGAAAUAACUACAUCAACACCAGACAACACGGAAUCUUCGACAGAAGGAAGCACAACAAUACAAAUCAACUCUACAAGUACACAGGCAAGCUCUACAACAGAAUCAGGCGCAUCAUCGACUACUACUGAUGGUAGCACAACAACUGCACAAUCUACAAGCGCAACUGAGACUACGACUGAAGCCUUCACAACUGAAGCCGUUGCAACUGAAGCCAGUACAUCUACAUCCGCAGCGACACCAUCAUCCACAAUUCCAGAAACAACUACUACAACAGGAGAAACUACAAUGUCUUCGACAAUGGGUAGUACAAUUUCAGAAACAAGUGCAGCAACAACAACAACAACAACUGAACCUAGCACAACGACGACUGAAUCUACAAGUGCAGUUGAAAGUACAACUGAAAGCACCACAACUGAAGCCAGUACAUCUACAUCUGCAGAGACAUCAACACCUACAACUUUAGAAAUAACUACAUCAACACCAGACAACACCGAAUCUUCGACAGAAGGAAGCACAACAAUGGAAAUGACCUCCACAAAUACACAGGCAAGCUCUACGACAGAAUCAGGCGCAUCCUCGACUACUACUGAUGGUAGCACAACAACUGCACAAUCUACAAGCGCAACUGAGACUACGACUGAAGCCUUCACAAUUGAAGCCGUCGCAACUGAAGCCAGUACAUCUACAUCCGCAGCGACACCAUCAUCCACAAUUCCAGAAACAACUACUACAACAGGAGAAACUACAAUGUCUUCGACAAUGGGUAGUACCAUUUCAGAAACAAGUGCAGCAACAACAACAACUGAACCUAGCACAACGGCGACUGAAUCUACAAGCGCAGUUGAAAGUACAAUUGAAAGCACCACAACUGAAGCCAGUACAUCUACGUCCUCAGUAACAUUAACAUCAACAAGUGCAGAAAUAACUACCACAACACUAGACGCCACGGAACCGUCAAUAGUCGGCAGCACAACUGCAGAAAUAACUUCCACCAGUACUGAGACCAUUUCCACAACAGAGGCAAGUGCAACAACAACUACUAUUGAUGCUAGCACAACCACUGCACAAUCUACAAGCGCCGUUGAGACUACGACUGAAGCCGUCACAGGUGAAGCCAGUGCAUCUACAUCCGCAGUGACACCAACAUCUACAAUUCCAACUAGCACAACAGUAGAAACCAUGGGGUCGUCGACAGUGAGUAGCACAGCUGCUGCAGAAAUCACUUCCAGUAGUGCACAGUCUAUCUCCACAACAGAAACAGGUGCAACAACAACCACAACUGAUGCUAGCACAACCUUGGCUGAAUCUACAAGCGCAUCUGAAACUACCACUGAAGGCAUCACACCUGAAGCCAGCACAUCUACAUCCGCAGGCACGCCAACAUCAACAACUGCAGAGAUUGCUAGCAUAACAGUAGAAACUACGGAAUCGUCGACAGCCGGCAUCACAACUGCUGAUCCCACGUCCACGAGUUCACAGGCUAGCACAACAACACAGGCAGGCACAACAACAACCAGUACUGACGCUAGCACCUCAGCUGCAGAUACUUCAAGCACAGCAGAGACUACAUCAGAAUCAAUCACAUCUGAACCCACUACAUCUACUUCUGGAUCCACUACUGCAUCAACAAUUGUUGAUACUACCAGUUCUUCUGAAGGGACAACACCUGCGAGUUCUACCAUCAGCAUAACAGUAGCAGAAACUACAAGUACAUCUGAAACAACAACUGAAGCCAUCCCAACUGAGCCCAGUGCAACUACAACAGGGACAAGCAGUACAUCUACAAUUGCAGAUAUAACUAGCACAACAUUACACACCACGGAGUCGUCGUCAGUCGGAAGCACAACAGUACAACCGACUUCAACGAGUACACUGGUUAGCACAACAACAGAGCAAGGCACAACAAGUACUGUUGACUCAAGCACAACAGUUGCAGAACCCACAAUCACAGUUGAAACCACAACCGAAACCUUCACAACUGAAGCCAGUACAUCUACAUCCACAGAGACACCAACAUCUACAACUUUAGAAAUAACUACAUCAACACCAGACAACACGGAAUCUUCGACAGAAGGAAGCACAACAAUCGAAAUCACCUCCACAAGUACACAGGCAAGCUCUACAACAGAAUCAGGCGCAUCAUCAACUACUAGUGAUGGUAGCACAACAACUGCACAAUCUACAAGCACAACUGAGAGUAUGACUGAAGCCGUCACAACUGAAGCCAGUACAUCUACAUCCGCAGCGACACCAUCCUCCACAAUUCCAGAAACAACUACUACAACAGCAGAAACUACAAUGUCUUCGACAAUGGAUAGUACAAUUUCAGAAACAAGUGCAGCAACAACUGAACCUAGCACAACGGCAACUGAAUCUACAAGUGCAGUUGAAAGUACAACUGAAAGCACCACAACUGAAGCCAGUACAUCUACAUCUGCAGGGACAUCAACAUCUACAACUUUAGAAAUAACUACAUCAACACCAGACAACACGGAAUCUUCGACAGAAGGAAGCACAACAAUACAAAUCAACUCUACAAGUACACAGGCAAGCUCUACAACAGAAUCAGGCGCAUCAUCGACUACUACUGAUGGUAGCACAACAACUGCACAAUCUACAAACGCAACUGAGACUACGACUGAAGCCUUCACAACUGAAGCCGUCGCAACUGAAGCCAGUACAUCUACAUCCGCAGCGACACCAUCAUCCACAAUUCCAGAAACAACUACUACAACAGGAGAAACUACAAUGUCUUCGACAAUGGGUAGUACCAUUUCAGAAACAAGUGCAGCAACAACAACAACUGAACCUAGCACAACGGCGACUGAAUCUACAAGCGCAGUUGAAAGUACAAUUGAAAGCACCACAACUGAAGCCAGUACAUCUACGUCCUCAGUAACAUUAACAUCAACAAGUGCAGAAAUAACUACCACAACACUAGACGCCACGGAACCGUUAAUAGUCGGCAGCACAACUGCAGAAAUAACUUCCACCAGUACUGAGACCAUUUCCACAACAGAGGCAAGUGCAACAACAACUACUAUUGAUGCUAGCACAACCACUGCACAAUCUACAAGCGCCGUUGAGACUACGACUGAAGCCGUCACAGGUGAAGCCAGUGCAUCUACAUCCGCAGUGACACCAACAUCUACAAUUCCAACUAGCACAACAGUAGAAACCAUGGGGUCGUCGACAGUGAGUAGCACAGCUGCUGCAGAAAUCACUUCCAGUAGUGCACAGUCUAUCUCCACAACAGAAACAGGUGCAACAACAGCCACAACUGAUGCUAGCACAACCUUGGCUGAAUCUACAAGCGCAUCUGAAACUACCACUGAAGGCAUCACACCUGAAGCCAGCACAUCUACAUCCGCAGGCACGCCAACAUCAACAACUGCAGAGAUUGCUAGCAUAACAGUAGAAACUACGGAAUCGUCGACAGCCGGCAUCACAACUGCUGAUCCCACGUCCACGAGUUCACAGGCUAGCACAACAACACAGGCAGGCACAACAACAACCAGUACUGACGCUAGCACCUCAGCUGCAGAUACUUCAAGCACAGCAGAGACUACAUCAGAAUCAAUCACAUCUGAACCCACUACAUCUACUUCUGGAUCCACUACUGCAUCAACAAUUGUUGAUACUACCAGUUCUUCUGAAGGCAAGUUGCCUUUUCAUAUUUUAUUAUGUGGUUUGUUUGAUAACAAAGAGAUGUGUGGUAUUAGUGACAAAUGCAACCCCUUUAUAAUGUAUAAGUGAUAUUCUGUAAACUUUUAUUCAAAGUUACGAUAUGAAUGCUGUUACGAAGGAAUAACUAAUAGGAUACAGAGUGAUCCUAUAUAUUUCAUUUUCAGCAUUUCCUCCUUGACGUGUUUUAAUCAUGAUAUAUCAGGCACAUUCUGUUAUAAUUUUUUAAAUAUCCGUUUUAAUACUACUAACUCUUUCUUCUGCCAGUCAUCAUUCUUUUCUUUUACCUUCUCCUUUGAGGGUUACAGGGAUUACGAUGUUUGUUCCGCUCUUCGAGAUUCUAAGCAUUGCUUAAUUAGUCGUUCUCCUGAAUCCAUGCAAUACGUUUGGUCAAAGCAGGAGUUUGUCUAGAUAACCCACAAUAAUGUACACCGUGAAAUAAUCGUAAUCUGCGUAGAAAUUCACAUUUACGUGCUAGAUGUGGAUGAUUUUGCGUCCUGAAAGAAAUAUACACACUACUGUGUGGAAUGAGAAUAUACUUGUAACUACUGUAAUCCAAACGUUUCCAAAGACCAAAUAAGAAAACACAGCCUCUUCUUUUUUCAGAAUGUGAUUUUAAGAAACAUAAUUUGUGAAACACUUAACUAAUGAUAAUAUAAAAUGAAAAGCAUACAUUUA